AUGUUCUCUACAUCCACUGAUAGUUCGCACCCCUCCAAGUCUAUUGGUGCGUCGUUCUCGUCUACUGGACAAUUUGAGGCAUCCAAAUCUCUGGAUGCUGGUCAGUCUGCGGCAGCGCUGAGGAGAGGAUCGCUUCUCGCUUCUACACGUGAGGAGUCUGAGGAUGAGCUCUUUAACCAAGUCAUCUCAGAGACUGAUCAACUUCAUUUGGAGCGCCCGUCGAGCCCUCCCCCUUUGAUCACAGAAUCAACCCCCCUUGAAAGACAGCAAUCUUUCCCACCAGAUGAUACACCCUACCCCGACACCAUGCCAUGUUCAAUAGGCGGUACCUCCCGAGUCCAGAUCCCACUCACGCCAGACGGAACAGACUUGAAACCAUGGGGUAUUGAAGCGAUUCUGAAAGAAUCAGUUCGAUAUUACCACAGCAGCAGUAGCUUAGUCGACAUCCAGGCUGCGGCCCAUCUUCUCCACAAGCUGCACGUUCUUUUUCGGGACUGCGAACAAGUUCUGCCAUAUGAAGAAUGCGAAACGGUCUUCAAAACCUACAAUGAGCACCUUAUUCGGCACUCGAUGGACCUCGAGGCAGCAGAGCUCCGCUUAUUUUGUGUAUCAACAUAUCCUGCCGUCUACGAAUACGCUCAGACAGAUUCAUUCAUCAACGUCUACUGUUACACGUGUCAGCGACCCUUUGAAAAUCCCACCCAAGAUAACAGCCGCUGCUAUCGCUGCAGCACACCUCAAGCACCAUGUUCUAUUUGCAUGAGCCUUGAUCCACCUCCAGAAUGGGUUUCAGAGCAGCAAACCCGAUUACUCACUUCAUAUACCGUCACGAGUCCCGACCCAGACUCCGAAACCACGUCAAACCAUUCGGCACAAUCCUCAGUUCCCACUGAACCCGUCCCAGCGUCCGAGAUCGAGACUCUCGGGCCCUUCACUGUACCUCGGCCCAAAGGCUCUGCUCUCUGGACGUGGUGCCAAGGUUGCGGCCACGGCGGCCAUCUAGCCUGCAUCACAACCUGGCUCGUCGACAUCUCAACCAGUGAAGGUGGGUGUGCCACAGCCGGCUGCUCGCAUGACUGUGGGCCUGGCCCACGUCGCGAACUAAACCGCCAAGCCCUGCAGGCGGAAUCCAAGCGUCGUGACUCUGCUAGUCGCUCCGCAGGUGUCGGGCUCGUCAAGCGUGAUCCCUGGACCAAGGGUGAAAGCAAGGCCGUCGAAAAAGUCCGCGGCAUGUUGGGCGUUGCUGGCGUUGCCGCUGCCACCGGUGGCAGCGGUGCUGGCCCGGUCACUUCGACAAACAAUACUUCUUCUCCAACGCCGGUUUCGCCCGGCGCUAUGUCGCCUAAGAGGGUGCGGCUUGUUACCCCGAACGAGCAAGAGAAGGAAAGUGCUUCCUCGGCUCGCACGGGUCCUCCUUCGAGGGACUGA
Penicillium mononematosum is the source of this 1428-nucleotide messenger RNA. RefSeq lists its product as uncharacterized. The transcript has a single exon. The coding region runs from base 1 to 1428 and encodes 475 amino acids. The record is from RefSeq and is a predicted model, not a curated record. Lineage: Eukaryota; Fungi; Ascomycota; Eurotiomycetes; Eurotiales; Aspergillaceae. Gene Ontology annotation, biological process: positive regulation of TOR signaling.